AUGGAUAUAGCUAACACAUCGGAUGUUAUUGUUGAUUGUACAUUUGAAUCAAGAUUAUAUAAAGGGACAAGAGACGGAUAUUCAUUCAAUAUCUAUGAUACAACUGGUUUAAAUGAAUCUGAUAAGGGACGCGUUAAGCCAGACCAACCAGUCGGAAAUUUAAUGAAAUUGAUUCGGUAUUUAGAAGAAGGUAUUCAUCUAUUGAUUAUAUGUAUGAGAAAGGGAAUAAUUAAUAAUACUAUUGCAAAUAAUUAUCACCUGUUUUAUGAUGGCAUAUUUGGUCCACAUGUUCAAAUGAUACUGGUUGUAGCGCAUUGUGAAUUGGACGAUCCUAUUGUUUCAUGGAAAACUAAUAAUCAAUCAUUAUUGAAAUCAAAAUUUACAAUGGAAUUUAACGAUAUAAUUUGUGUCACAGCAUUAAAUAAAGGGAAACAUGCUGUUAAAUGGAAAAGUAACAACGAAAUAGCAUCUUCCCGUUGA
Messenger RNA from Rotaria sp. Silwood2, 480 nucleotides. Lineage: Eukaryota; Metazoa; Rotifera; Eurotatoria; Philodinida; Philodinidae. The record is from the annotation of a GenBank genome assembly.